Helianthus annuus (common sunflower) is the source of this 1147-nucleotide messenger RNA. RefSeq names its product protein STRICTOSIDINE SYNTHASE-LIKE 10. NCBI's taxonomy places the organism in Eukaryota, Viridiplantae, Streptophyta, Magnoliopsida, Asterales, Asteraceae. Gene Ontology annotation, biological process: biosynthetic process. Bases 42 to 1121 code for a protein of 359 amino acids. The record is from RefSeq and is a predicted model, not a curated record. Gene Ontology annotation, molecular function: strictosidine synthase activity. The transcript has 3 exons.
AGAACAAGUACGAAACUGAUUUAUAAACCCUUGUUUCAACCAUGCUUAAUUUUAAGCAAUUUCUUAUCAUAUAUCUCUUGUUAUCCGUCGGAUCUCCAUCAAAUAAUCACUCCGCUGAUGACGACUUCGAAGUUAUUCCGAUCAACGAUGGUGCGUUUGGACCCGAGAGCUUCGAUUUCAAUCCAGUUGAUGGUUCGGGUCCAUACACCGGCGUUUCGGAUGGUCAGAUUGUUAAAUUGGUGCAGAGUGAAGGCCACUGGACUGAAUUUGCCGUUACUUCGAUGAACAGGGAGUCAUGUGAUGGGCCAGCGAUGGAGGAAAAAUGUGGACGUCCAUUGGGCUUAAAGUUUCACAAAAGCAGUGGUAUUUUGUACGUUGCAGAUGCAUAUUUUGGACUACUUGAAUUGGGCCCAAAUGGUGGGUUAGCCACUUCACUAGUAUCAAAAGUCCAAGGACUCCCAUUAAAAUUUACCAACGGUAUAGACAUUGACUACACCAAUGGAUUCAUCUAUUUUACAGAUAGCAGUCAGCGUUACACCCGUAGGGAGCACAUGCUUGUCACACUAACAGGUGACAAAACAGGAAGCUUACUAAAAUACAAUAUCGAAAGCAAAGAUGUGACCGUUGUACUUCAUAACCUCACGUUUCCAAACGGUGUGGCAUUAAGUAAAGAUGGAAAUUUUCUUCUCGUGGCAGAGACGACAAAUUGUAGAAUUUUGAGACUUUGGCUUAAAACGCCAAAAGCUGGGAGACUUGAAGUGUUUGCUGAUCUUCCAGGGUACCCCGACAAUAUUAAAAUAAACGAGAAAGGCGAAUUUUGGGUGGCAAUGUAUUCAAGAAAGAGAGAAGUUUUAAGUUGGAUUCACUCAAAUCCUUGGAUUGUAAAUAUUUUGAGUAAGUUUCCAUUUGACCUUGUUAGAUUGAGUUCAUACAUUGUUGGUAAAUUAGGGGGUGAAGGAUUGGCAGCAAAGUUGGGGGUAGAUGGUGAGAUACUGAAUAUCUUGGAGGAUGUAAAUGGUAAAGUAUGGAAACAUGCUAGUGAAGUGAUGGAGAGAGAUGGGUAUUUGUGGAUUGGUUCUGCGGAAAACCCUUUUGCAGUCAAAAUGAAGAUACAGGAAUAAUGGAAUGAGUACUUAUAUAUUUUUAU